Messenger RNA from Knipowitschia caucasica, 738 nucleotides. The record is from the annotation of a GenBank genome assembly. NCBI's taxonomy places the organism in Eukaryota, Metazoa, Chordata, Actinopteri, Gobiiformes, Gobiidae.
AUGGUGUCCCUCCAGUGUGUGUCCAGGUCCAGUCCCACAGACGGUCCUCCCCACUCCGUCAGUGAUUGGCUGAGUCUGGGCCAAUCAUCUCCAGCUGGACACAUCCUCAGAGCGCACAGAGGAACACGGUCGAUUGUUGACCACCUCACCUUGCUUCAAGUAUUAAAGUUUCCUGUGCUGUCUGGUGUUGUUGCCACUAUGCGCGAGUACAAGUUGGUGGUUCUGGGGUCCGGAGGAGUGGGCAAAUCUGCACUGACAGUCCAGUUUGUGCAAGGCAUUUUUGUGGAGAAGUAUGACCCUACAAUAGAAGACUCUUACAGAAAGCAAGUUGAAGUCGAUGGACAGCAGUGUAUGCUUGAAAUCUUGGACACAGCCGGAACCGAGCAGUUUACGGCGAUGAGGGACCUGUACAUGAAGAAUGGCCAAGGCUUUGCUCUGGUUUAUUCCAUCACAGCACAGUCGACAUUCAACGACCUCCAGGACCUACGGGAACAGAUUCUGCGAGUAAAAGACACAGAGGAUGUUCCGAUGAUCCUGGUGGGGAACAAGUGUGACCUGGAGGAUGAGCGUGUGGUGGGGAAGGAGCAGGGGCAGAAUCUGGCCCGUCAGUGGAGCAACUGUGCCUUUUUAGAGACUUCAGCUAAAUCAAAGAUCAAUGUAAAUGAGAUUUUCUACGACCUGGACAGAAACUAUUUCCCAGUGGACUGUGCCAGUGUAUUCUCUCCAGAACAUAUUUGA